Molecule: messenger RNA, 4202 nt
Organism: Eriocheir sinensis (Chinese mitten crab)
Lineage: Eukaryota; Metazoa; Arthropoda; Malacostraca; Decapoda; Varunidae
Product: general transcriptional corepressor trfA-like
Exons: 7
Coding region: 586-4179 (1197 amino acids)
Source: RefSeq, a predicted model, not a curated record
UCAGUUCUGCUUCUGACGUCGGAGAGGGAGGGUGUGCGUCUCCCCUCUCCCGACCUAUCCGCCCACAUAUAUCGCUAAUUCUUCAUCACUGGAAUACGUUUCUUGGAAUCUGGGAAUGGAAAAAAUACCCUAGAUUCCGAAUUUGGGGUCGGAUUCCCGAAAUUCUGGGCGGAUCUUCGGAUUUUUGCGUUUUUUUGAGAAUUUUUCAGAAUCUCAAAAAAAAUCUUUCAGAAGAGCCUCAAAAUUCGCCAAAAAAGAGAAAAAAAGAAAUAAUUGAAAACAUUUGUGAAAAAAAUUAAAAACUGACCUUGAUACAAAAAAAAAAGUUCGGAAAAGUUUAAAAAGUGUCCAAAAAUUACUCUCCAAAAAAGUGAGAGAGAGAAAGUGAGAGAGAGAGAGUGAGAGAGAGAGAGAGAGAGAUUGAAAAGAAAACAACAACACAUAACAUCACCAAACAACAACCCAAAAAACUCCACCAAAAUGCCACACCAACAUCACAAAACCACCACCUAACACACACACACACACACACACAACCACACAACCACACAACCACACAACCUCCCAGUUCGAGCCCGGCACACGAUGCACCGCUCCGAACACCUGCCCAAGGAUUCACAACGUACGAAGCGAACCAGUCACCUCAACCGCAACGAAUCUCUACGAAGUGACAAGUCUGAGCGGAAGGUGUCAUUCAACAAGGCCGUCGGGGUUAAGCAUAUUCCCAAGGGACUGAAGAAGGCUCCUCGACCAUACCCCGAAUCUAGCGAGAGGAGAAUUUUCAACGGAAAUUACACCCCAGUCGUACACGAACCUGUUUCCUUGGAUUCUAAACAGCUGAUCGAGGUGGCUGAGGAUCUGGUAAGGGUUGUGGACACUGUGGACUGCGGUUCGACCCCCACUGGUCCGUAUUUCUCCUUAGAACGACCAGGGAGAGGGAGACAUCACGGUACCGAGGCACGAAAUAGCCGACAUCAGGAUUACGCCAACAUUGUCGUCAACCCCACCCGCAGUCGUGCUCAGAACAACAUCAGUAACGACCUGAGGCGGAAUAACAGUAGUAGUAGUACUCUUAACAAUAGUGGUCGUAGGUUUGAUACGACGCCUACUACGACUGGUACGACGACUACGACCAUCCCUAACAACUACUACCAGAGUAACCCUAACAAGCAGAACUAUAACGUUAGGACGACCAGGAAUCAGAUUCAGAAGAAAACCGACGUCAACCGGUUUCAGAAGUCGUCCAAACCGUUACGACCACAUCCCAACUCCACCUCCAAUCCGUCACUGGCCGCCCACUACGACCACCAGACCGAGGAUACCAACCCAGGGCCGCUCGACCACUACGACCAGCGCCACCUCCACAAGUCCGUCCCGGAUCUGCGGUCUACGACUUAUCUGAACCGGGACUACGACCACCGGGACUACGACCGCCGGGAGUACGACCAGGAUCCAGAGCGGUACGAGAAGCACUACGACCGGGGAGUGAACCAGUACGACCAGGGUCCGGAUUUCCACCGAGGGAGCUACGACCACCCUCACGACCACGCCAAGAUGUCCUCCUACGACCAACGGGAGCAGCAGAGGAAGGUGGAGCGUAUCAUCCAGAAAUUCAACCAGGAAUCGACCUUCUUCGGCACGACCCCAGUGGUUGAACCGAACGACCAGCUGAGCCAUAACAACAACCAGCCGUUCAGCUACACCCGGGGUCGUUCUCCCGUGAGGAACGACUCCGGCUAUACCCAAGUUCAACGGAAGCGGUACUCCGACGACUACACGCAUCGGCGAUGGUCCCACGACGACUACAACGACCGUAAACCCGAUCUGAACGAGUAUCACGACCGGAAACACGACGACUACGACGACGACUACGACCGGAGGCGGGGUUCGAACGAGUAUCUUGACCGUAAGCACGACCUCAACGACUACUCCGCCAAGAUCAUCAUCACCGACGAGCGGAAAUACGACUACGACGACGACCACGCCUACGAGUCGUACCAGAUCCCGCACGACCUCCACGACAAGACGAACUCCCACGACCUCAACAUCAACAUGGCGUCUGUGGGAGUCCAAACCGACCAGGGUGCGAACCGGGGUCGUACGAGGUCGAGGAACACGCCCAGGCAGCCAUUCGACCACCACGCGCCAUCGCCGAGAGGUCGUAGCUAUGAGACCACGACUCGUACGACCAGGAUGAAGCCGCGGAACGAUCUCCACGACCAUGCUACGACUCAAAACCUCACGUCGGCGACCCUGGUACGACAACUCAACCAUAACUUCGGACGCUCGGAUAGGUCGCCGUCCCCGCCACCACGACUACCCACGACCACGUCACGACCCCGCUACGACGUUGUUCCGCUGCUGUCCGAUGCUUCUGACCCUGAGACCGACAUUGAACGACCCCGUGACCCCUUGGCAAGGAUUCGUACCCAGGUCAGGGCACGGGAACGCCAGCAGGAGGAGGAAGAGGAGGAGGAGAGUCGGGAUAUGCCAUUACGACCACGUCCCGAUAUACGACGGUCGCCGCCAAGUUACGACGGGCAGAUGACACCCUUGACGAUUGACGAGGUUGACGCUCUCAGCUUAGUCAUGGAAGGGAACAAGAAGUCGUUAGUCGUCGCCACGGAGUCGUCGAAGGCCCACACGACUUCCACGACCAAACAUACGACCACUCACCGAACUAGAGAGGUGGAACGGACCAAUCAGAGACCGCGCACGCCUGAAUCGACGACCAGGAAAACACGAACGCCUGAACCAGUAGCCAACAGGAGGUCGCGAACGCCGGAUACGACCUCCCACGACCAGCGCCGACGCAGUACGACCCCGCGCCGACAGCCGGACGACCCCAAGAAGAAGAAGAAGGAGGAGGAGGAGGAGGAGAAGAAAGUGGAGAAGAAGAAGAAGAGGAAGAUAAAGAUCAAAUUCUUCUACGACAAACCGGAGAACGACCUUAAAAACGACCCUUUGGAGAACUUCGAGGAGUUUAAAGGCGAGAACUACGACGAGGAACCGGAAGAGGGGAAGAAGAAGAAGAAGAAGAAGAAGAAGGAGAAGGAGGAGAAGAAGAAGAAGCCGAAGAAGAUUAAGAAGAAGAAGGAGGUUAAGGAGAAGAAAACUCGAUCUUGGAAUAUUUUGCGCAGACUCAAACGCCAGACGCCAAAUGUAAACAAACCGACAACCACCAUCGCCACCGCCGAGCCGAGCUAUCCCACUCCUGGCACCAGUGUGUUGGCAGACUCCGCCCCCCCUUCCGGCCCCCCCACCUCCCUCCCCCCCUCCAUCCCCCCCUCCCCUCGGUCUAUAGCAAGCAGUAGACCGCGAGUGAGGGCUGGGAGAGUGAGAAAGCAGAGAGGUACGACUUCUUCUACGACCCACUACGCAUCUUCCUCCCUGGGACGACCACGAGGGAGAGAGAAGGUCAAGAACAACAACAACUACAGCAACAACAACAACAACAACAACAAUCUGCGUUUCUCGACUCUCCAACAACAAUCUCGAAGUCGUCGGAGUAGUGGUAGUGUGUCCUCCUCGCCCACGCCACGACCCUCUAAACCCAAACAACCACCCCCACAACAACCACAACAGCAGCAGAAGAAGAAGCCCAGAUACUUCGGGGACACGGACAUUGAAACCGACCAGCCAAAACCGACUUCCACUACGACGACCGCUACCCCGACGGCCACGAUCACUUCCCGACCGCCGCCACAGUACCCCGGGGACUACCGCAGCCUGCCCUCCCGACGCAUCCACCGCCGAAGGUCCCCACACAGCAGCAGCCAGCACAACAGCUCCGAGAGUGAGGUUGACAGUCACGCGUCGAAGGCUUCAAGGGUGUCAACUGGGUCGAAUCGGUCAGUGUAUCUGCAUGCAACAGCCGUGGCAGACAUCCCAGUGAGAGGCGGUAGCCGGCAGACAGACAGACAGUCGGACAGACAGACAGACAGACAGACGAAGAAGGUGACCCGCUCCUUCUCUCUCCUGUCACCGUGGAAGCCGAGACACUACAGGGAGAGAUACGAGCUUGACUACGAGAGGAAGACCCAGCUGCCCCCCCGCCCCCCCCGCCGGCCCCCGCAACAACAAGAACAGCAACAACAACAACAACAACAACAACCACAGAAGGGCUCCAAGUUGUCCACUUGGCUCAGGAAGAAGAACAAGGAGGCAAAGGGGAUUUAGAGAGAGAGAGAGAGAGAGAGAGA